CGCGCAAAAAAUAUUCUGACAGAUAUUAUUGUGGCGUUGAACGCAAAAAAAAUAAUAAUAAUCCCUUAAUUGUAUAAUUUUAAAUAAAAAGUUUGUUAAAUUGUGUUAAAAACUAGCAAAAGUAUGAAAACUUAUCAAUGUGAUUGUGCAUACAGUAAAAAAUACCAUUAAAAAUACAAAAAACACAACAAAGAGAAGAAAUCACAACUGCUGAGACACGCUUUACAAACGCAGAGAAAAAAACAACAAAAAUCAAAUUGUUCAGCCAUGGAAACUCUUGGCAGUGGAACAGAAAAUCCCAUAGAGAAUUUUACUCGUUCCAGCAGACGUGUUAGAAACAAUAAUAAUAAUAAAAGUAUUACCUCCAAAUUAAAUGAUUCUAAAGAUCAGGAAAAUGUAAAUAAUACCAGUGCUGUGCAAAGUGAAGCGGCGGACACUUCCAUAAAGGAAGAUUUGACAAAAAGUAAUGCCACUAUAGAUGCUAAAGUACAUAACACUACAGCAAACAUAAAUUCCUCUACACCGAGAAGGAAAAAAGAUCCCUUAGCUAAUCUCCAUUCAAACUUAAGUCCCAAAUAUAUUGGUUUCACUACACCACCUCAACAAUUGAACAGCAGUAAAGAGGAAAGAACCAGAAGUUUAAGAAGACGUCAUAAUAACAGCACUAACAACGCUGAUAGCUCUCUCGAUAAAGAAACCGCUGACAUGACCUUUAGUACAACAUUUACCCCAAAUAACGAAUCAACAGUAGGCUUUGUAAGACGUACUCCCAGAAAUAAAGAUUCUCAAUCUACACCCGAUAGCAGCAGUGCAAAAAGAAAAGAUUUUGUAAGUCCCAUAGAUAAAUUGUUAAUAAAAAAUGGUGCCAUCAUGGAAAAUAACAAUAAUUUGCCAUUAAAAGAGUAUAAUGAGCUAAACUCGAAAGGUAAGGAGUUAAUUAAGGAUGAACAAAAUAAAGUGCAGGAAAUGGAAACAGAAUUAGGUGUUAAAAAACUGGAAAACUGUGAUGACACAAUAGAUUUAGAUUCCGUAAAAGAGUGUGAAACAAAUGGCACUAUAUCGGACGGCAACUGCGAGGAGGCAAUAAAAGAUAAAGAUGAAAACGAAGACAGUAUUUCUGUAUCUAGUGUAAUAGCCAAACAAUUAGAAGAUGAUGAUGAAGAAGAAAUAGAAAGUAAAGAAGAUGAACCAAUACAGGAAAAAGAAAAUAAUACAGAAAAUGAAGCAGACACAAGUCAGCAUCAAUUAAAUGAAGAAGAAUAUGAAGAGCAGCAAAGCAAACUCGAGGAAGCAAAAGAUGAAAGGCAAAGUGAAGUUGGAAUUGAAAACGAUGAUUUUGAAAAUAAAUCCAAUGCUUCACUACAGAAUAAUGAAAUAGAAAUGGAAACCAAUGAAAAUGAAGCAGAAGAUAAAGACAGUGACAAAAACGAUGAUAAAACAAGUUUGGAAGAGAACUCAGGUGAACAAAUGGAAACCUCAAAGUCAAUAUCACCUUUAAAUGAAUCUGUUAUAGAAUCUCCUGAAACUGGCGAACAAAAUGAAAAGUCUCAAGUUAAAAUUGAAUUAGAAUCCGUUGAAACUGAAAGCAACAAUGAAUUUGUGGUAGAGGCCACGGCCUCCGCAAACUCUCCCUCAGCUGUUAGUAUGGACAGUGCCAAAGGUUCUUCCAUAAUUAAUGAAGGCUCUUGGAUGUCCUUCUCAACGGGAGAUCUAUAUUGGGGUCAAAUCUACAAUUAUUGCUAUUGGCCUUGUAUGGUGUGUCCAGAUCCCGAGGGCAAAACCAUUACCACGGAAGAGGUUGGUCGUUCGGGCGAUCAAACAGUUUUGGUACACGUUCGUUUCUUUGCCGACAAUGGUCGUCGCAAUUGGGUUAAACGUGAAAAUCUCAUGCCCUUCAAUGGUAUCGAAAGUUAUCAGGAACGUAUUGAUGAGGUGCGUGAAAAGUAUGGUCCAAAAAGUGCAAAAUAUAAGUUGUAUGUGCCGACAAAACGAAAAGAACCUGUUUGGUAUGAUGCCGUAAACGAGGCCAAUCUGGUCAAUGAGGUUGCUUAUGCUGAAAGAUUGGAGAAAUUUUAUGAAAUUUUUGAAAAAUCAAAAGCUUUUCAUAAACUUGAAAAACAACGUCGUAAAUCAAUGUACAUAUCAGUUAAUACUACGAAUAACUCCGACAUUGAGAGUUUUUAUGGUUCGAAUGAUAAUAUCAACAGUUUAUCGGUGCCCGCAGUUACAAAACAGAAACGUGAACGUUCUAUAUCGCCCUAUAGUCCGGCCUAUUCACCCAUCAAACCAGUGGCCUCAAAACGAAGAAAACUGAGCGAGGAACAGGAAUUGGUUCCAGCAACCGCAACAUCGUCCCUUGUAGUAGAAACCGAAGAGAAUUCCACAAAUACGGCAGACCUUAAUUUAAGUCAAACUAAUUCGGUUGCUUCCACAAGCUCAAAUUCGAAUUCCUUAAAUGAUUUGGAAAUUUUUAGUGGUCUCGAAUUUAGAAAAUUCUAUGCAGUCAUGAAAGAUUUUGUUAUGGAACAAAAUCAUAAUGAGAAAUUGGAAAAGAGUCUAGUAGUGGCAGUACGUAAUAUUUGGGCACUUAAGCAAUUAAGCCGCCGCCAAAUGGAGCGUAAACUAAGGGUAUCAUUAACAGAAACAGAUAUGUCCACUUCAUUAGCAGUAGCAAAUGAUCGUCCUGCAACGGGUGAUGGCUCCGUUAAACGUUUGUCCUCGCGCUUGAAAACCCUAAUGGUAAGAAAAUCUUUAAUGGCCCAACAAACACCUGAGGGUACACCCGAAAGGUCUGAGACACCAAAGCCCGCUACAAAAGAUACACCAACUGUCAAGAAACCCCUUAAUCGACCUAUAUUAGAGGUUAUCGAUGAUAUUUUCGAGUUGGACAGUAAAUAUCUUUUCAAGGGCCUGAGUCGUGAUCCGGUAUGCAAGUAUUGCUUUAGACCCGGCGGAAAUCUAAGAAGAUGCGCUAAAAAUUGUAGUUAUUGGUUACAUAACGAGUGUCUUUAUAAAGAUUUCAGUCAAGGUGGCAAAAGACGCGGACCUAAAGCUUUAAAUGGUGCAAAACCCCACAAUGAUACUUUAAAUGGCAGUCAUAGCUCUUCUGUGACUAGUCUAACUGAAAUAGGUACUGUAGCUCAUGUGACUGGAGACUCGGAGGCACCAGUGGCCGAGGUUAUUUGUAAAGAGUGCAGUAAUAAUGAGCCAACAAAAUGUAUGGUUUGCCAAAGCACCGAAUCGAAAAAGGCUGAUGAUCCGUUGGUCAAAUGUUGCAUGACACAAUGCGACCGUGCUUUUCAUCCGGCUUGCUGUAAAUAUUGGCCACAAGCCAAAAUCACCAUAUCGAAAAAUCACAUAGAAUCCUUUCGCUGUCCAUCACAUGUCUGUCAAACUUGUGUCUCUGAUGAUCCGAAGGGAAAGUUCCAGCAUUUGAGUAAUGCUAAGCUAACAAAAUGUGUUAAAUGUCCUGCUACAUUUCAUACCGACUCAACUUGCAUACCGGCCGGUUCGCAAAUACUCACAGCAGCCCACAUUAUUUGCCCGCGUCAUUCGAGUAGCAAACACGAUAUGACAGUUAAUGUUAAUUGGUGUUUUAUAUGCGUUGGUGGCGGUCAAGUUAUAUGUUGCGAAACGUGUCCUACUGCCGUGCAUGCUCAUUGUCUGAAAAUACCCAUUGAUCCCAAUGAGGGUUACAUAUGCGAGGAAUGUGAAUCGGGACGUAUGCCCUUGUAUGGUGAGAUGGUUUGGGCCAAGUUUAAUAACUUCCGCUGGUGGCCAGCUAUUAUAUUGCCACCUACAGAAAUACCGAAAAACAUAGCGCGUAAGACACACAAUCCCUCAGAUUUUGUGGUGAGAUUUUUCGGUACCCACGAUCACGGCUGGAUUUCAAGGCGUCGAGUGUAUUUGUAUCUAGAAGGCGAUUCUUCGGAACCACCCAAAACAAAGUCAAGUUUGGAUUUAAGCUACAACAAAGGCGUCGAAGAGGCCAAAGAAGUCUAUGAAAUUAUAAAAGCUAAAAAACUACAACAACGUAAUGCCAAUGAGAACAAAGAGAAAUUACAUCCCCAACCUUAUGUACGCAUAAAGGCCAAUCGUGCUGUGCCACCCGUCAAACUGCACAUUGACAUUGAAAGUGUCAGCAAAUGUGAGUGUGAUCCACGUGAAGAGAAUCCUUGUGGACCCGAUACGAAUUGCCUAAAUCGUGUUUUAUAUCAUGAAUGUAAUCCUAAAAUCUGUCCAGCCGGUGAACGUUGUCAAAAUCAAAUGUUUGAAUCACGCAUUUCACCACGUUUAGAUGUGGUCUAUAUGAAGGAACGAGGUUUUGGUUUGAUCUGCCGUGAACCCAUAAAAGCGGGCACUUUUAUUAUCGAAUACGUGGGUGAGAUAAUAAACGAUGAUGAGUUUCAGGCACGCAUGCAACAAAAAUCACGUGAUCGUGAUGAGAAUUUCUAUUUUCUAUCGGUAGAAAAGGAUUAUAUAAUCGAUGCAGGACCCAAGGGUAAUUUGGCUAGAUUUAUGAAUCAUUCCUGUGAUCCUAAUUGUGAAACACAAAAGUGGUCGGUUAAUUCUUUAAAUCGUGUGGGUCUUUUUGCUAUUAAAGAUAUACCUGAGAAUACCGAAUUAACUUUCAAUUAUCAUUGGGAUGAUUUGUUGGGCAAUGAAAAGAAGACUUGUUUCUGUGGGGCGAAAAAGUGUGCUGGACAAAUUGGUGGCAAGAUAAAGGAUAUCGAAACUGUUAAGGAACCUAUUGUCACAAGUGGAACUGGUAAAAAUAAAUCAAAAACUAAAACAAAACCCCUUAAGAGAUUACUAAAUGGUGGCCUUAAAAAUAAACUGGGAACAAAACUAAAAAUCAACACUAAAACCAAAACUAAAAGCAAGAAAAUGUCUGCCGCCGCCACAGUAACCGCUUUACUGCAAGUAAAAACUGAAAACACAAAUCCUACAACAAUAAACGUAGACCUAACGGAAGAUAGGGAAACAAUUGAGGAAGCCUCUACUAGCAGACGUUUAGAAUCACCCGAUAUAUUUUGUUAACCAGCAUUUACUUGAUGUUUUUCUUAUUUGUAGUGUGAACUGUAAAUGAUGACAAAUAUGUAUUUUUUUUUAUUUAUAUACAAAUGUAUUUUUUUAUAUUCCUUUAAAAAUCCAUUUAUUUGAUUUAAUUUUCUUAAAAAACAACAAAUGCACGCUUAUAUUUUCUUUUUCGAUA
Molecule: messenger RNA, 5215 nt
Organism: Lucilia cuprina (Australian sheep blowfly)
Lineage: Eukaryota; Metazoa; Arthropoda; Insecta; Diptera; Calliphoridae
Gene: NSD
Product: probable histone-lysine N-methyltransferase Mes-4
Exons: 6
Coding region: 268-5040 (1590 amino acids)
Biological process (GO): regulation of DNA-templated transcription
Cellular component (GO): chromatin; nucleus
Molecular function (GO): histone H3K36 methyltransferase activity; protein binding
Source: RefSeq, a predicted model, not a curated record